Molecule: messenger RNA, 213 nt
Organism: Clunio marinus
Lineage: Eukaryota; Metazoa; Arthropoda; Insecta; Diptera; Chironomidae
Source: the annotation of a GenBank genome assembly
AUGUCAACCAGGAAUAAAAAUCCAAUUCUAGUCAGAAUUUUACCACCUCAUAAUUUGAAAUUAAUUAAGUGCUUAAGAGUGCGAGACAAUAAAAAGAUUCAUCUCGACUAUGAACGUAAUUCUAUUCCACAAACUUUUAUUGCAUCAACUGCUUGUAGAGGUUUUUUUUAUUAUUUGACUGGUCGUAUUUCUAAAGCUGAAAAGAAUUUAUAA